ACUGACAACCCUAGACCAUUCAGAACUUUACCUUACACAUUAGCCGUGUGUGAGGAACUGCGUCAAACACUUUUGCAAAAUCCAAGUAUACCACGUCCACCGCCACCCCUCUGUCCAAGUAUACCACGUCCCCACCAUCACCCCUCUGUCCAAGUAUACCACAUCCACCCUUCUGUCCAAGUACAUCACGUCCACCGCCACCCCUCUGUCCAAGUAUACCACAUCCACCCUUCUGUCCAAGUACAUCACGUCCACCGCCACCCCUCUGUCCAAGUAUACCACAUCCACCCCUCUGUCCAAGUAUACCACGUCCACACGCGCCACCCCUCUGUCCAAGGUUUUGCUCACCUCCUC
Molecule: messenger RNA, 354 nt
Organism: Staurois parvus
Lineage: Eukaryota; Metazoa; Chordata; Amphibia; Anura; Ranidae
Source: the annotation of a GenBank genome assembly